Molecule: messenger RNA, 3388 nt
Organism: Ictidomys tridecemlineatus (thirteen-lined ground squirrel)
Lineage: Eukaryota; Metazoa; Chordata; Mammalia; Rodentia; Sciuridae
Source: RefSeq, a predicted model, not a curated record
UUUGACUCUUAUCGCACUUUCCAGAAAGUUUGCUGACUGGGAGCGUCUUCUUGACGAUUUCCCAUGUGUCAGAUAGAUAACUCCAUAGAAUUCAGCUUCUGAGAACCAGCCAGAAGCAUGCAGUGACAUUGCAUAACCUGCCUCUGAAGCCGGAGAUAGCCGUGGAGCUCAGCGCAGCUGGGUCACAUCACUGACAUGAGGGGAACGAGCAUCAGGGAUGGAGGACCCAAGACACUGUUGGCCAGGGCUCUUUAUGACAACCAUCCUGACUGCUCCGAUGAGCUGGCCUUCUCCAGAGGAGACAUCCUGACCAUUUUGGAGCAAAAUGUGCCGGAAAGCGAGGGCUGGUGGAAGUGUCGGCUGCAUGGGAGGCAGGGCCUGGCCCCUGCCAACCGCCUCCAAAUCCUCCCGGAGGCCCCUGAGGAUAGAUCCUGUCCCCCAUUCCCAGGAGGCUUGGAAAAAACCAUCACUAACUCAGAGGAGACCUACCAAGUGCCCACAGUGCUGCCCACUCCACCCCCAGGCCCUGUGUAUGAGCCGAUGAAGAGCUGGGUGGAGGAGCCUUUGCCACCUGCUGCCCAAGUCUACGAGUUCCCUGACCCACCUCCCACCGCCAGAAUCGUCUGUGAAAAGACUUUAAGCUUUCCAAAACAGACCCUCUUUGUGCUUCCCAGACCUUCGAGGGCCUCGCUGCCAACUCUGCCUUCCCAACUGUACGACGUGCCCGUGCAGAGCCGGGUCCCCUCGGCCCUUAAGGAGCCGGAGAAGCAGCAGUUAUAUGACAUACCGCCCAGUCCCCAAAAGGCAGCACUCCACCUUCCAGCCAGCCAAGCAGGCGACAUUCCUCUGAAACCAGUGUUGGCAUUUAGAAGAGAGGGCUGCAGCACAUUGCCAAGCCCUCAGAAAUCAGAAUGGAUUUAUGACACUCCAGUGUCUCUGGGCAAGGCCAAUGUCAGAAAUGCAUCUCUAGCCAGCUUCGUGGAAGAAGCAGGGCCAAAUGCUGUCCCCAGUUCCAGCUCUACUUUCCAUAGACCUCCAGAUACCAAAGUCAGGAUCCUCCCUUCACAGCCAAGUAAAAAGGUGCCCAUGAAGAAGAAUCCCAGCCUUUCAGAUGUCCCUUCCUACACCAUCCUAGUGCCCAGGAACACACUCUCUUCAGAUGCAGGCGCCAGCUACAAGGUGCCUUCCAGCUUUCUGAUUCCCCGAGUGGAGCAGCAGAACACCAAGCCCAAUAUUUAUGACAUCCCUAAAGCAAUGCCAAGUGUGUCCCAGGCAGGGAAAGAACAGGGAAAAGCCAAGGAGGUUCCAGAGAACCCCCGGGGCCACAAUUCCUUCGAGUUCCCCAGACGAAAAACUUCCCUAUCUCCAGAACCAGACAGAUCAUCCAUUGCCAGCUCGGACAGCAGAGCCAGUGUGGUUUCUUCCUGCUCCUCCAUAUCAACUGACUCCUCUUCUAGCUCCUCCUUGGAGGACUCAGCCAAGGAGCUCUCCCUGGAUCUGCACUUAGCCAAAGAGACAGCAAUGAGCCUACAGCACAAAGUGGUCAGCUCUGCAGCAAGCCUGCUGCUCUUUGUAAGUAGGAAGUGGAGGUUCAGAGACUCUCUGGAGGCCAACAUUGAUGGGAUCCACAGGGCUGCUGACCACAUAGAAGGAGCUUUAAAAGAAUUUCUGGAUUUUGCCCGAGGAGUUUAUGGGUCAACCUGCAACGUCACUGACAGUCAUCUUAGGGCCAGAAUUCGAGAUCAGUUACAGACAAUCUCCAAUUCCUACCAGAUCCUGCUAGAAACCAAGGAAAACCUGGACAGCUGCAAUUGGUCCCUCGAAGUUCUUGUGACAGACAAAGUUCAGAACAGCCUCGAUGACCUUGAGAGGUUUGUCAUGGUGGCACGGAUGGUUCCAGAAGAUGUCAAGAGAUUUUCCUCCAUUGUCAUUGCCAAUGGGAGGCUGCUCUUUAAGGAGAAUUGUGAAAAAGAAGAGACCAUCCAGUUGUCCCCAAAUGCAGAAUUUACGUGUAAAAAAGGCAUCCAGCUUCCACAAAGAGAAGUAGAAUCAUACCAAAAGAGGGCUCCUUUUAAUAAAGCAAGGGAAAACUACCAUUCCCCUGAAGUACUUAAGAAAAAUGGGACAAGUGCCCCUGAACAGAAUCCUGGCUGUCUUGUAGCCCAGCCUUUGACUCAGCAGAACCCCGGGAGGAAAGUGCACCUUUCUGAACACUGCCGCCUCUAUUUUGGGGCGCUCUUCAAAGCCAUCAGCGUAUUCCACAGCAGCCUCAGCAACAGCCAGCCUCCAGAGAUCUUUAUCACUCAGAGCAAGCUGGUCAUCAUGGUGGGGCAGAAGCUGGUGGACACUCUGUGCAAGGAGACCCAGGAGAAGGAUGUGCGUAACGAGAUCCUCUGCAGCAGCAGCCACCUUUGUGGGCUGCUGAAGGACCUGGCACUGGCCACCAAGAAUGCAGUUCUCAAGUACCCGAGCCCUGCAGCCCUGGGGCACCUCCAGGCUGAGGCCAAGAAGCUGGAGAAUCACACACGACAAUUCAGAGGGACGUUGGAUUGAGGCGCUGCCGCUUCCUCCCUCAAGUUACUUCUUAGCUUCUCAGCACAACCUGGGCAACUCUGUCCCCUGGGGAAGGCCGCAGAGCAUACAGGAUGGGCCACAGCAGCCACUGUGCCCAGAGCCUGUAGUACAAGCAGCCGAGCAACUCCAGGACACUGGCUUACCCCCAGGGGGCAGGAAAGAGAGCCAGGUAUUAUGUAAGGACCUUAUGAGGAGGACAUGCCAUCUAGGGUAUGCAAAGUCAUGUUGAAAGUAACAAGGAAGAAAUCAUUUCUAUGUUGGUUAAAUGUGUGUGUGGUUUACAUUCAUUUAUUCAGCACUUAUUUAUUGGGCACUAAUUAUAUGUCAAGUUCUAAGGCUAGAGACACAGCAGUUUCUCAGCAGCCAUGCCCUCAUGAACUCACAGUCCAAUAGCGAAGACAGACAGUAAAGUGAUUAAGAAAUGCAUCUAUAAUAAAUCAGAGGCAGGGAGAAAAUACAGCCCAGGGAAGAAAAGGGAGCUCAGUUUCAAAAGAUACAUUUCUGUUGCAUCCAUUAGAAAAUGUAAUUUUUUUUUAAAUUUUGGAUUGAAUUAAUUCAGUGAGAUUGGUAUAAUUGUGUAUGUUUCUUGCACCAAAACUAUAUAUAUAUAUAUAUUUUUGCUGUUUUCUUACUGUGGUUAAAGAUGCAUGGUAUAUUCUUGCCACACAUGUUCUGUUGUGUUCCCUAUUAACUUAUUUUGUAUAUUGUAGCUUCUGUAUUGAGAAGUUCUACUGCUCAAUUAGAAAAAAAAGUUUAUAUUUCAACAGUUGCAACUCUGUGACCGUUUAUAAUAAUAUUUAAAUGUAACCAUGAA